Messenger RNA from Seriola dumerili (greater amberjack), 351 nucleotides. Its product is annotated as NACHT, LRR and PYD domains-containing protein 13-like. The coding region runs from base 1 to 351 and encodes 116 amino acids. The record is from RefSeq and is a predicted model, not a curated record. Gene Ontology annotation, molecular function: protein binding. The transcript is spliced from 5 exons. NCBI's taxonomy places the organism in Eukaryota, Metazoa, Chordata, Actinopteri, Carangiformes, Carangidae.
AUGUACAUCCACUUCCUGGUGGUUCAGUCCAAACUGAAGAACAUCAAUCUUUCAGGCUGUCUUGUCACAGAGGAAGGCUGUGCUGCUCUGGCCUCAGCUCUAAGCUCCAACCUCUCCCAUCUGAGAGAGCUGGACCUGAGCUACAAUCAUCCAGGAGACUCAGGAGUGAAGCUGCUGUCUGCUGAACAGGAGGAUCCACACUGGAGACUGUCCACUCUCAGGGUGGACCAUCGUGGAGAGCACAGGUUAAAACCUGGUCUCAGGAAGUACGCCUGUGAACUGGAACUGGACACAAACACAGUAAAUGGAAACCUCAAACUGUCUGACAACAACAGGACGAGUCUCCUCUGA